AACAACAGGAACGACGGUUGUCAUCCAUUUGCUGGUGGCAUAACGAAUCUUCUACUAAACUACUUAAACUAAUCGAAAAGGGAAAAUAAUACGACAAUCGACGUUACACAACCAGCAAACCAUUUUCAAACCCACACAUUGCGAACGAAUUCAAAGUGUUUUUGGUGUAUCCCGGAAUUUGGGAAUUUUCAAAUUAAUACACAUUCUGUGAGGAGUUCAGUGCGAGCAAAAUGGUGUACAACUUCAAAGUCUUCAAGAAGUGCGCCCCGAAUGGCAAAGUCACGUUGUAUAUGGGCAAGCGUGACUUCGUAGAUCACGUUUCCGGUGUCGAACCGAUUGACGGCAUCGUCGUUCUGGACGAUGAGUACAUCCGGGACAAUCGCAAGAUCUACGGUCAAGUGGUUUGCAGCUUCCGUUAUGGUCGCGAGGAGGAUGAGGUGAUGGGAUUAAACUUCCAAAAGGAGCUAUUCUUAGCAUCGGAACAGAUCUACCCACGUCCGGAAAAAUCGGACAAGGAGCAGACUAAGCUGCAGGAGCGUUUGUUGAAGAAGCUCGGCCCAAAUGCCGUACCCUUCACGUUCAACAUCUCGACCAAUGCUCCCUCGUCGGUCACGCUUCAGCAGGGUGAGGAUGAUAAUGGCGAACCGUGCGGUGUUUCGUACUACGUCAAGAUCUUUGCCGGCGACUCGGAAACCGAUCGUACGCACCGUCGCAGCACGGUUACGCUCGGUAUCCGUAAGAUCCAGUUCGCUCCGACCAAGCAGGGCCAGCAGCCGUGCACUGUCGUGCGCAAGGAUUUCAUGCUCAGCCCUGGAGAGUUGGAACUGGAGGUGACUCUCGACAAGCAGCUGUACUUGCAUGGUGAACGAAUAGGAGUCAACAUCUGCAUCCGUAACAAUUCCAACAAAAUGGUUAAGAAGAUCAAGGCAAUGGUGCAGCAAGGAGUCGACGUGGUGCUGUUCCAGAACGGCAGCUACCGUAACACGGUCGCUUCGCUCGAAACCAGCGAGGGAUGCCCCAUUCAGCCCGGUUCCAGUCUGCAGAAGGUGAUGUACCUAACGCCGCUAUUGUCCUCCAACAAGCAGCGACGUGGCGUUGCCCUUGAUGGGCAGAUCAAGCGCCAGGAACAGUGUCUGGCUUCGACUACUCUACUAGCUCAACCGGAUCAACGCGAUGCUUUCGGAAUCAUUGUUUCCUAUGCCGUGAAGGUAAAGCUAUUCCUUGGCGCCCUAGGAGGAGAGCUGUCUGCUGAGUUGCCAUUCGUGCUGAUGCAUCCGAAGCCAGGGACCAAGGCCAAGGUGAUCCAUGCUGACAGCCAGGCUGACGUUGAAACUUUCCGACAGGACACCGUCGAUCAGCAGGCGUCGGUGGAUUUCGAUUAAACGAAUAGCAACCCGAUGGACCCGCCCCCGUCUGCUGCGUUGACAAUGACGAUGCUCAUCAAAAAGGCCCCACAGUAUGGACAUUCACACAUCCCUUCCUAAGAACGCAAACAACCAACGAACGAGUGAUCUUGCUAACCGUGUCCCAUCAGGCUUUCAUCAACAGUCUCGCGUCCAACGAUCGAUGGUGACGCAAAUGGCAAUAUACGAAAUUAUAAACCGAAGACACGACUCCGGUGAAGUGAAGUAAGGGGAAAGGGAAAAGCGAAAGGACCAGCUGCAGCAGUGAAUGCUUGCGGAACUCCACCAAUGCACCAAUGCAAUGUAUGGAUUUUCCUCAUCGGCGAACAUUGUUUUCUGCGAACGAAACGAUUGGCAUUUCUUUUUUUCAUUUUGCUGCGAGCCUCCACAAUGUGUUACAGGCUCUAGAUGUUGGCGCAGUAUAUUGUAUUCGAAUGCUGCUACUGAAAAGUAAAUUUUGUACACACCGAACAACGAAAACCCUCUUGGAAUAAAAACAUGAUUUAAUAAUAUUGGCUAAAUUCAA
Molecule: messenger RNA, 1929 nt
Organism: Anopheles darlingi
Lineage: Eukaryota; Metazoa; Arthropoda; Insecta; Diptera; Culicidae
Gene: Arr1
Product: arrestin homolog
Exons: 4
Coding region: 231-1382 (383 amino acids)
Biological process (GO): signal transduction; G protein-coupled receptor internalization
Cellular component (GO): cytoplasm
Molecular function (GO): G protein-coupled receptor binding
Source: RefSeq, a predicted model, not a curated record